This is a messenger RNA of Symbiodinium natans, 885 nucleotides long. NCBI's taxonomy places the organism in Eukaryota, Dinophyceae, Suessiales, Symbiodiniaceae. The record is from the annotation of a GenBank genome assembly.
AUGCCUCCGAGCCUCUUCCAAACUCUUCUCCAAGAUGCAGGAUACUUGGCGUCGCUGUUCAAGUACCCGCAGCGCUGGCGGCUCGAGGCCCUCUACGAGGAUGGCCGCUUGGAGGGCACCAAGAAGAACUUUGGGGUGCACAACCCUUUGCAAGGAAAGGGCCGCGAGCUGGAUGGUGAGAUCUGUGAGACGGUUCCGCUCCGUACCAGUGCUGUCGUUGGACGACAACGCCUCGCACCGACGGAGGAUGCCGAGGAGGAGCAGAUGAUUGAACUGGAGGUGAGUGCCUCCUUAGGUGCCAAGGAAGCCUCCAAGCUGUAUGGAGACGUUCAGGAUCAGCACUGCCGCCUGCAUCGGAUGGGCAAUGACUUCUACGUCAUGGCCCUGGAGUCGCAGAUUGGCACGUUGGUGGAUGGACAGAAGAUUCGACACCAAGAUGGCCCUGUUCCGAUCCGGGAUGGGACCACGUUGGGCAUAGGGAAAUACCUUGUAUACUGCGAAGUCGGCAACGAAGCCUUUUUGCAGGACAGGCGGAAGAAGCUUCUGGCCGGAGAGAGGUUCUGGAAGGAAGGCAAAGCCAGCCUGCAAAAGUCGGAGGAGGCGGCCUCGCAGGUGAAGCCCGAAGCUGCUGAGGAGGGUGCGGAAGCGGGCACGCAAGCUGGCGAGGGCGGAGGUGCAGAUGACGACGAGGAAGAUGAAGAGGCGCUGGAUGUCCUCUUCACCGCACCUCCAGAGGCUGAUGAGGACCAAGAGAUGAAGCCGGAUGAGGAGUCCAAGAAGAGAAAGCGGGAAGAGGUGGACGAUGCACCGAUGCCUUCAGCCGUCGUGGACGAGGUCGAAGAGCUCCCGGAUGUGGGCGAGAGCCUAGCCGCAGCGGCUGCCUAA